This is a messenger RNA of Apis florea (little honeybee), 1185 nucleotides long. RefSeq lists its product as uncharacterized. The record is from RefSeq and is a predicted model, not a curated record. Lineage: Eukaryota; Metazoa; Arthropoda; Insecta; Hymenoptera; Apidae.
CGAAAGCAUCGUUAAGAUUUCGAGUGUCAAACAAGGCAACAAAUACUGGAUGAUACUCGCGAUUUCUUGUUAUUUUAUUUGUUUUCCUCGUUAUAAACAAUGAGAAUUAGCAAAGAGAUUGACAUUUAUCAAAACAAAGAUAUCGUUUCGGCACGAAAAGGACGUAACAAAAAAGAGAAGACGAUGUACACUUGUAGUGGUUGCAAAUACGAAAGUCCUCGACAAUACAACGUCCAAAGGCACAACGAAAGGAUUCAUUUAAGACAAAAGCUGAACAUUUGUUGCGGCGAGACUUUUUUCACCAAAGGGGAUUAUUACGUCCACUGCGAGUUGUGCCAUCCGGAGUCGCGAACGCACGCGAUCACAUCCAGGACCAAGUAUAAAAUCGUGAACAACGACGUGUUGCCGGCCUACCAACACAAUUCUAAAUGGCCGAGACAGAUAAUUGGUAAAUCGUACAACAUGCGACUGAGAUCGUCGAACAGUAUACGUAAGAACGAGCGCGUAGAAGAGUUGAGAACGAAAGUGAGCUACGAGUAUUCGGUGAGUUGCAGAGAGUUCGAUAUAGAGAACAUACCUUUGAUAAGUUUCCUCACCGAUCCACGAUUGAAGUCUCAAUGGUUGGAGCGUUUGUCCCCCGCCUCGAGCGCGAUCGACAAAGCGAAGCCCGAGGAGGAGGAGGAGGAGGGAGGGGCGAGUGAAACGGUGAAGAUCGAGAUCUCGUCGGAGCAAAAUAUCGAAAAGACCGUGUCCACGAACGAGGACGAGAACGUGAAACGGACGAAAGUUUCCGACUCGACUGUUUCGUCGCUCUCGCUCGAGUUGCCCGCCAAGAAGCUUAUCUUGCACCGGUUCAGAUCGAGCGUGCGUGAAUACGAGACCCCUUUGCGAGAACAGAAUUGGGACAACAAUAACAACAAUAAUAACGGUCAAAGGGGGUUGACGGAGAGAACGGUUAAAAGUGUCGCGCGGCAAAGAAGGGACAGGAGGUGCAAACGUGAUGAGAUGAUCAGCAAUAAGGAGAAUCUGUCGAAUUUUUCGUUCAGCAUGGAGCAACAGUUGAAUAUAAAAUUGGAUACGGGGAUCACGGUGCCCAUGGCCACUCAAGUGCACAGAGACUUCCUGGCAGCUAUCGAUUUCGACAAAUUUAAAAUAUUUUGAGAUUUUUUUUUUGUAAAAGAAUAA